Messenger RNA from Cordyceps militaris CM01, 639 nucleotides. Its product is annotated as ADP-ribosylation factor family protein. Gene Ontology annotation, molecular function: GTPase activity; GTP binding. NCBI's taxonomy places the organism in Eukaryota, Fungi, Ascomycota, Sordariomycetes, Hypocreales, Cordycipitaceae. Bases 1 to 639 code for a protein of 212 amino acids. Gene Ontology annotation, cellular component: Golgi apparatus. The transcript is spliced from 2 exons. Gene Ontology annotation, biological process: intracellular protein transport; protein localization to organelle; Golgi to plasma membrane protein transport. The record is from RefSeq and is a predicted model, not a curated record.
AUGUAUCACCUCGCCAAGGGCCUCUAUCUUUAUGCGACCAGCAAAGAAGAGUACUCGGUCAUCGUCCUCGGCCUCGACAACGCCGGCAAGACGACCUUUCAUGAGCAGGUCAAGGCCAUGUACCUCCCCGACGGGCCGGCGCCCAAGCUCAAGACGGUACCGACCGUCGGCCAAAACGUGUCGACGCUGACGCUGCCCGACAUGUACCUCAAGGUCUGGGACGUCGGCGGCCAGCACUCGCUGCGCCGUCUCUGGGAGAGCUACUAUACCAGCUGCCAUGCCAUCGUCUUCAUCAUCGACUCGACCGACGUCGGCGACGGCACUAUUGAGCACGACGCCACCGGCCGCCUCGACGAGUGCCGCUGCGUCCUCGAGGACGUCCUUCAACACUCCGACACCGAGGGCGUGCCGCUCCUCAUCCUCGCCAACAAGCAGGACCGCGAGGACUGCGUCGAGACUAUACGGAUUAAAGAGGGGCUUGUUAAAAAAGUCAUGGAGGGCGACAAGGGCGAUAGCAUCCGCGACACGCGCGUCCUGGCCAUGAGUGCCUUGACGGGUGAUGGUGUGCGCGAGGCCGUCGACUGGUUGCGCACGCGUGUGCAGUGGAAUAAAGAAUCUAGACCACCAGUCAUGCGCUGA